CACACUCGUCUCUCAAAGAGGUACAGAGAAACAAUGAUGUCGGCGUAUGUUUUAAUUUUAAUUGUGAGUUGAAAGUUGAAUUCAUAUUUGGCGAAUUGAAGGCCACGGAAAUUGGUCAAAUGUAUUGCUAAACGAUAGUUAUGUUGGUUCUGCGUUACGGAAAGAUGGAAUUCGUCCGAUUUCGGACUUGGUUUAAUAGGAAAGUGGUGAUGAAAAUUAAUCAAUGAGACAAGUCGAGUGCUCUUCUCGUUCGCCAUCAUUCGGUUAUGUUAAUGGUGGAGCAAAAGGCAAAUGGAAGAAAAAAUCUGAUCAUUUGUUUCGAAUGUGAAAUCGAGUUUUCGUGCAGUGCGGUGACUCGGUCUGAAAUUAUCAUUGAUUUUUCUUGAUUUGGAAGUAUGGUGAUGUACGCUGUGAGAUUCAGUAAAUGUUCGAAAAUCCGUCACCAACCCAACAAACUCGCAAUUUUCCAGUAACUUUUUAUUGUAAAUGCACUCACUCUGCAUUGCAAUGUUUGAGUGCUACAACUCUCCUAUCGAACAACGAAUUUAGAACGAUACGAUCAAACUGAAAACAUGUGUUAAAUAUAUAUUCCGUAAAUCGAUUUUCUAUGCAGGAAAAGCACCGACAUCAGCAAAUGUGUCAGUCAGACGCAGCGAGUGAAACCGCUAGCAUUUUAUCAGUAAAUUGCUAAACGUUUUAUAAACAGCUAAAACGGCAGAUAAUUCUGUCAAUACUAACUGUAGUGUUAAAAUUUAAAACAGGACUUCGAUAGUCUCCAAGGAAUCCGACUUUUUUGUCGCCUGCAAAAUGGAUGCAUACUAUCGAUACGAUCCAACCGCUCCCCGAGGUAUGGGGCCGCCGGGAAAUGCUGGUGGGCCGUACGCACGACAUAGAGCACCACAUCCGAUGCAGCAGCAACAGCCUCAGUCGCAAUACCCUUCGUACCAGCCGGCUACGGCCGACAACAUGUACUCCAUGCCAGAUCAUAACACUGGCAUGGCUGGUAUGAGCGAUGCGCUGUGGGGUGCUCAACCUCCUCCACCACCUCAGGCGAAUCCAUACGGUGCACCGAUGGGAUACGGUCAUCCACAGGCACCGCAACCAACUCAACGACAAGCACCGACUAGCUACCGGCAACAUAUGACUGGUUAUCCCCAGCAGGAUUCAUCAAAGCUGCAGUACCCCACACAGCAAGCAAUGAUGAGCGGUAUGAUGCCACAGCAAGGAUACGGAUCGUUGAGUCAACCGCAGCAGCCGACCCAACAGCAGCAACAACAACCGCAGCCACCCCAGCAGCAGCAACAGCAACGUGUUUCACAGCACUAUCCACAGGCUGGUCAUUCGAUGUAUCCGGGCGCGCCGGUUGUCCAGCCACAGUCUGCGACGGCGCAAACCGGAUACGCGUCAUACGCACCCACAAUGCAACAGCAUGCUAGUCGAUCGAGUCAGCAUGUCUACAACCAGCAUCAGAUCGACCAGUCAGCCUAUGCGCAGCAUAUUGGCGCUAGCCAGGUCCCAACAAGCCAUCAUCAGAUGAACACACCACAACAACAGCCACCAGGUCAACUUCCUCAGCAUCCACCCCAGUCCCAUUUGCCAUUGCCAGGUCAAACACCGCAAUCGCAACAGCAAAUGCAUGCCAAUCAAAUGCAGCCUGUUCAACAACAGCAACAACAGCAGAGUCAGCAACCAACUCAUGGAAGUCAGCCAACACACCCGCAAAGUCAUCCGCAGCAUCCCGGAUUGGCAGGUUUAGGUCAACAACAAAGUCAACAACAGAGCAGUUUGCUGGCCAAUCAGCACCCUGGUAUGCUACACUCACAGCAACCAAAUAGUGGUGGGCUAAUGCAUGGCAGCAGUGCUCUUGGAGCAUCAAUGUCCCAACCGCAAGCGGGUCAGCAACCUGGAAGUCAUCACGGCACUAAUGCAUUAGGUGGACAUCAAAUGUCACAUGGUGCGCUGUCGAGUGUGCCGGGUUACGGUGCGAGUGCUCCACAGCAGCAAUCCUACCUGCCAAACGCUACAAAGCAGCAACCACAGCAACAUGGAAGUAGUCCUCAGUAUCGAGCACCUUUUCCACAGUUGUCUCCACAAAUGUCGCCACGACCACCGCAAAUGUCUCCCCAUACGCAGAUGUCCCCACGGCCGGUGAUGUCUCCGGCGAAACCUCCUAGCAGUGUAACAUCGCAGACACCUCAGACAACGCUUCCUACAACAAUGUCACCACAUCCGCAUAUAGCCAGCUCGGGCGGUAGUAUCCAAAGUCCUCGGUCGCAACAACAAUCCAUGCCAGUAACUAAGCUGACGACGUCUUCUGCCUCGGGUCCGGUUAACACUCUGCAGGCGCUGGAACAGAUGGUUAUGCCGCCGUCUGCUACUGCUGCAGGUAUGGAAUACUCCCAAGCCGCUGCUUACCGAGGUCCACCACACCAACAACAAAUGCAAAACAAUCCACUGUCUCCGCUUGGACCACGACUGCCGAUGUCCCCACAACAUCAUCAGCAGUGGCCACCGAUGGUUCAGCGACCUGGCAGUGGAGGUCUCAACGGUACCGCUCAUCAUGGAAUGCCACAGCAAUCCCCACAGCAACAACAGCAGCUAGGGAACCAGCAUCUGCCACCAAUGCAUUCCCAUGCUCCGCAUUUACACGUGUCACAAGCUUCCCAUCCGCUUCCACCACACGCUCAACAGAUCUCACAGCUGAACGACAUCUCCAGUCUGAUACCACCUGUGUCGCAAACAAUGUCUGUGAUACCACCUACCCCAGGCCCUCCAAGUGGGUUGCAAUAUAGUAAUUUGGACGACAAGAGUCUGGUCGAUUCAGUUCCACAGCAAACACCCCAGCAACCACAACAGCAACCUGUACAUAGUUUACAUCAACCUCAUCUUUCCCAGCCACAGCAGCAACAGCAACCUCCUCAACAACAGCUGCCUUCAAUGCAUCAACCGCAUCAGCAUCCACCUCAGCAGCAAACACAACAGCAGCAGCCAAUGUUGACGCAGCUUCAACCACCAUCUCAUCUGCAACAAAUGCACUCACAGCAAGCAUCCCAACAUCAGAGCCAUCUAGCAACGAUGCAAUCGUCUUUGGCCUCUCAGCAGCCUCCACAAAGUGCAACUGUUCCUUCUCCACAUUCAAUUUCACAGCAGCUGCAAUCACCGUCAUUUAAUGACGAAAUGAUGAUGUCGCCAAGCGGCCAACACCAGCAGCAGCAGCACCAACAAAUCCAACAACAUUUGGUGCAAACCAUUCCCACAUCAGCUCAGUCGCCAGUCCCAACACAGCCGUUGGCGCAGCUUUCAAUCCCGAUAUCGCAAGCGUCAUCACAACUGAAUGACUUACAGAGUAUGCAAGCAUCAACUGCGACGCUCGCCGUGCAUCAACCGCUUCAGAUGCAAACGCAACAAUCACAUCAGCAGCAACAACAACAACAACAGCAAAGCUCAGCUUCCUCGAUUGAACUUCCACCGAUUUCAACACUAACAACGGCUGAACCUGCAGCUGCGACCAGUGUGGAAACUGUGCAAACUCCAAGUACCGAGUCUCAACAACCGUCGACAGAUCUUAGUCUUAUUGAUAGCCUAGCUUCGAGUAACGCCAACGAGGCACCCUCGAGUCUGGGAGCGGCGGGAUCUAUUCCUGAAUCAGCAGUUAGUGAAACCGAUAGUUUACAGCAACGAAACUCCGCUUCCGAGCAAAACAGUAGCAAUGAAGAGUCUCGAGAUAGUAUCGUUCCAGCACCAGCAGAAUCCAAUACUGACGAAAGUAAAUCAUCCAGUUCGCUGAUGUCCGGAACAGAUUUCGAGAAUAUGAAUCAGGUAAACACCGGAACGGGAGGUUCCCUUCUUAGUUCAGAAGCAGUGCUUGAUGAAACUAUCCGUGAAGGACCAACUCUUGGUCUUGAUAGUGCAGCAACAGAAGUCAAUGAGAAACGGGACGAUAUUUAUCACUCGGACAGCUCCAAUCAACAAGCACCGAUUGUUGAAACAAAAAAGACUGAACUUCUAGCUGAGCCAGCAACAGUUCCGGAACCAAUCACUUCAGUUGCACUUACAGAGCUGCAGGAGCCCGAGGUUACUACUGCCACGACUGCGAGUCCGGAACAGACACACUCUGUUCCCACGUCCACUACGACCCCAACGAUUCCUACUACUACUUCGUUGUCAUCCUACACGAGUCAGAUGCCAACAGAGCAAAUGCCGGGGGAGCCGGUCAUUUCGACGAGCACUCCAGCUACAACAAUACCGACAAACACUACUCAAAUUCCACCGACCUUGCAACAUUCGCAAAUGCACCCGCAAAUGCAUCCACAAUAUGGACAAAUAGGAGCUCCUGGUAUUCCUCCAAGUCAAGGUCAGCCGCCUCCGAUGUAUGGCAUGCAUAUGCCAUCAGGUGGCCCGAUGAUGCACGGCCCUCACGGUCCCGCAAUGCACGGUAUGAUGGGUACAGAGAUGAUGAAUCCCUAUCAAUCCACAUACCAAUCACAUGCACAAGAACGAGCCGCAAUCCAGCAGCAGUUGCAGGAUAUGUAUAAACUUCCAAUGGCGGACCAGCAGGAGAAAAUCAUGCGCAUGCAAGAGCGAAUUGCUAUGCUUCAACAACACGAAACCGCUGAUGGCUGCCUGGGUGGACCGCAGUGCAUGAUGCAGAACCAUUCUAUGUAUUCGUCCGCCAUGAUCGACAGUCCUCAAGUUACAAGCACAACAGGCCGCCGUGGACGAAACCCUUCUAAUAAACCACGGAAACCUCGUGUAAAGAAGUCGGAAAAACUGGCUCAGGAAGCGGCAGCAGCUGCUGUGAUUACAGCAACCGUUACACCGGAUUCAGGACAAACGCAACCUCCUCAGCAACCGCAGAUUACGUCUGGUGAUGAAACGUCGCAAACACCCGUUGCUCCUGUUACGACACUGCCUGUCUCCGAGGACUCCGUCACGGCAGGUACUGGGCUAUCGGAGAUAACUUCCGAAAGCUUCAAUGAGACAAUGAAUGAAACAGAAUCUCAAGAUAAUCUUUCCGUUGGAGAUCUUGACACCUCGACUGACGCCAGUGGCAAAAAACUGAAAAAGCCGCGAAAACCACGGGAACCUAAAAAACCCAAAGAACCCAAGGAAACAAAGGAACCCAAGGAGAAAAAGGAACCCAAGAAAAAGGAACCGAAGGAAUCCACAAAGACGAAGAAAAAAAGCACUAAGAAAACUAUCAGUGCUCCUGAUGGAGACAAUUCUAUCUCGAUGGAUAAUGCUAGUCAAGAUCAAGACCACCAGGAUCACUCCAAAGCGACGAGCGAAGGCGAUGAGAAUCAAACACUUGCUUCUUUGAUGCACUCACAGAAUUCCACUGAUGCAACUUCUGGACCAGAGAAGGAAUCGAAAAUCGAGGGUCCGAUGGAUAGUGAGGUGACAGACUUUGACGAUAUUCCAGUGUCUAAGAUUCCCAUCAAAAGCCUGCUGAUUGAAGCAGAAAAGAAAGAAAAUGAGCAGGAGAAUGGUGAAAGUGCUGGUGACGGGGGUGAAACAGAAGGUGAAACGCCCAAGAAAAAGAAGAGUAGUAAGAAAAAAGAACCAGGAAGCGGCGAAAGCAAAAAGAAGAGUUCCUCUUCAAGUGCUUCUAGGAGCAAAAAAUCAUCUGGUGGCAGUUCGAAGAGUCGAUCUCGUUACCGAAGAAUGAUGACUGAAUCAGAUGGUGAAGGAGACGACCUGAUGAGUACUCCACCACCAUCGCCUCCUCCAGAUGCUGAAAUUGAUAGCUCUAAACGCCGAUCUGCUCGUAACACGCAACGCAAAAAGUAUGUCGACGAUGUCAUGUUGCGAUUUUCGGAUGAUGAAUCGGGCAUAAUAUCUCCCAUUCCAGCGAGCCGACGGGAGAAGAAAUCCGAAUCCGAUAAAAAAGAUGCUGACAGCAGUGGUGAAGGUGCCGUUGUGGGUGAUGUCACCGCAGCUGAUGGCACUGUGGCAAGUUCAAGCUCGCUCGGAGCGGAAGGCGAUGAGAAAGUGAGCACAUCAGAUGAUAAAAUGGAUAUCAACACCGAAAUAAAACCGGACGAGACUAACAAACCAAACUACGUAUACGUCAACACCGGUGAUGAGGAUUCUAUGGUGGUGCAGUAUGUGCUAGCAGUUCGAAUGGGUAAACGAGAACUGAAGCCAGAUCCUCCACCACCGCCGCCGAAGGAGAAAACUCCUGAGCCGGAUGAGAAGUCUGGAGCUGUGGAAGAUGCUAAUGGUGACACAGAAACAAAGAAGUCUUCAGAAACAGAUGUAACCGAAGAAGAUGCAGCAGAAAAUAAACCAAGUGCAUCCAACUUGGAAGGAAAAGCACCAUCGGAAGACGAGGAAACGCAAGCUGAAGAACGAAAAGAUAGUGAUUCAGAAAAGGUGGAAACGAAAGAAGAUGAAAAAAUGAUAACUGAUGAUAAAUCAGAACAAAAAGAGGUAGACUCAGAUAUAAAACCUCCCGAGAUAUCGGAAAGUCCGUCUGAGGAAAAAAUGGAGGUAGACGAAGAACAAAGCGAAACGAAAGAAGUAGAUGAAAUAGCUCCACAGAAAGAUGAAUCGGAUAAAGCCUCUGAACUAAAAGAUCAAGAUGUAGAUGAAAGCAGUGAUGAGCAAAAUGAUGACGAGCAUACUAAGAAGGAGAAAAAGACCGAAAAAGAUGCAAUUAAGGUGGAAGAGUACAAAGAUGCCGAAAAACCCGAAGAGAAGAAAGAUCCUGUGUUUAUUGACGUUGAAGAAUAUUUUGUAAAAUAUCGAAAUUUUUCAUAUCUUCACUGCGAAUGGCGAACGGAAGAUGAACUGUUCAAGGGUGAUAAACGUGUAGGAAAUAAAAUAAAGCGUUUUCUACAAAAGCAACAACAACACCUUAACAUAUUUGAAAGCUUGGACGAAGAGUCAUUCAAUCCAGACUUCGUCGAGGUCGAUCGGGUUCUAGAUGUUUCGGAACACACGGACGAUGAUGGUAAAACUGUUAAACAUUAUUUGGUUAAGUGGAAGAGUUUACCGUAUGAAGAUAGCACAUGGGAACUUGAAGAUGAUGUCGAUCUUCCGAAAAUUGAUCAGUACUAUCGAUUCAACAAAAUCCCACCUAAAAGUGAGUGGAAAACGAAGAAACGACCUCAUCCGGACCAAUGGAAACCACUAUCAGAGUCCCCAAUUUAUAAGGCAGGUAACAGUUUGCGUCCGUACCAGCUGGAAGGUCUGAAUUGGUUGCGUUACUCAUGGUAUAAAGGAAAUAAUUGUAUUUUAGCCGAUGAAAUGGGCUUAGGCAAAACCAUUCAGAGUUUGACAUUCGUUCACUCUAUUUUUGAGUACGGGAUUCGCGGGCCUUUCUUAGUGAUUGCUCCACUUUCGACUAUUCCCAAUUGGCAACGUGAAUUUGAAAGUUGGACUGAUAUGAAUGUGAUUGUGUACCACGGAUCGGCAACUAGUCGUCAGAUGAUUCAGGACUACGAAAUUUAUUACCGAUAUGAAAAUGGAAAGUACAUCAAAGAAAUUAAUAAGUUCAAUGUGUUGAUUACAACGUUCGAAAUGAUUGUAACCGAUUAUCAGGAUCUAAAGCCCUAUAACUGGAGGGCUUGUGUGAUAGAUGAAGCUCAUCGACUUAAGAACCGCAAUUGCAAGCUUCUGGAAGGUCUCCGACAGUUGAAUCUGGAACACCGAGUUUUGCUUUCAGGAACACCAUUACAAAAUAACGUUAACGAACUGUUUUCUCUGUUGAACUUCCUGGAGCCGAGUCAAUUCUCAUCGAAUGACGAGUUCCUGCGAGAAUUUGGCAGUUUGAAGACUGAAAGUGAAGUCCUAAAAUUGCAGGCGCUCUUGAAACCGAUGAUGUUACGGCGACUUAAGGACGACGUAGAAAAAUCACUGGCUCCAAAAGAAGAAACCAUUGUUGAAGUAGAAUUAACCAACAUCCAGAAAAAGUAUUAUCGUGGAAUUUUAGAGCAAAACUUUUCCUUCUUGAUGAAGGGAACUACAUCGGCAAAUAUUCCUAAUUUGAUGAAUACUAUGAUGGAGCUUCGGAAAUGCUGUAUCCAUCCGUAUCUAUUGAACGGAGCUGAAGAUCAAAUCCAAUAUGACUAUAGGCAGCAACAUGGUGAGGAUGCGGAAGCUUAUUAUAAGAAUUUGAUAGUAUCAUCGGGUAAGAUGGUUCUGAUUGAUAAGCUUCUACCAAAGCUCAAAGCCAACGGGCAUCGAGUACUGAUUUUUAGUCAAAUGGUUCGUUGUUUGGAUAUCCUUGAGGAUUAUCUGAUCUAUCGCAAAUAUCCUUUCGAGCGUAUCGAUGGACGAAUUCGCGGUAACUUGCGACAGGCGGCGAUUGAUCGGUAUUCAAAACCAGACUCAGAUCGUUUCGUUUUUCUAUUGUGUACAAAAGCCGGUGGUUUAGGAAUUAAUCUUACGGCUGCAGAUACGGUUAUUAUUUACGAUAGCGAUUGGAAUCCUCAGAAUGAUUUGCAGGCGCAAGCUCGCUGUCACCGUAUUGGCCAGCAAAAGAUGGUUAAAAUCUAUCGACUGCUAUGCCGAAACACGUACGAACGGGAAAUGUUCGAUAAGGCCUCACUUAAGCUAGGUCUUGAUAAGGCUAUUUUACAAAGCAUGAACACUGCACAGGGUAAGGAAGGAACUAACAAACAAUUGUCGAAAAAGGAAAUUGAGGACCUAUUGAAGAAAGGAGCCUACGGUGCCGUUAUGGAUGACGAUGCGGGUGACAAAUUUUGUGAAGAGGAUAUUGACUCGAUCUUGCUGCGACGAACGCAAGUUAUCACGAUGGAAAGUGAGAAAGGGUCAACGUUCUCCAAGGCUUCAUUCGCCGCAGCGGCCAAUCGUAGUGACAUUAAUAUAGACGAUCCAGACUUUUGGAAUAAGUGGGCCAAGAAAGCAGAAAUCGAUCCUGCCGCUUGUGAGAAGGAUGAAACGGAAGAUUUGGUCAUAGCAGAACCGAGAAAACGUACGCAGAUUAAGCGGUACGGACACGACGAUGGUGUUAUGGAUAUGUCAGAUGAAUCAUCUGGUGAACAUGGUAGUGAAAACGAAGAAGGCGGAAUGGGUUUGAAAACCAGAAGCAAGCGGAACCGUGGGAAAGAUAAGAAUAAAAAGCAACAGAUCGAACGGGACGAUUACAUUCCUCGUGACAGAGACACUUUGGCUGCGCUUGGAUUUGACGAGGUAUCGUACGGAAAUUGGGCACGGUCUGAGUGUUUCAAGGUUGAGAAAGGAUUAUUAUCACACGGUUGGGCUCGCUGGACGGAGAUUCUAGAACAAGGGCAAUUCAAGAGAGGUUGGCGAGAACAGGAUGUUGAGGACUGUGCGCGUGUGAUUCUCCUGUACUGUCUGGACCGAUAUCAAGGCGAUGAAAAAAUCAAAAACUUCAUUUGGGAUUUGAUAACGCCGACGGAAGGCGGCGAGCAGCGAGAAAUUGCUCGAAACCACAGUGGUUUGCACAAUCUUGUCCCGAGGGGUCGUAAUGCUAAAGGUAUAGUGCUCAUCAAGGAUAGGUCGCAGAACUGUUUCUUACAUAUUUCUUCCACAGGACGCAAAUCUACCAAUCCAGCGUCAGCGUCGGGAACGCUUCGACGUGAAGGAAGUAUCACCGAAGUGAACGAAGAUGCAUCAUCAAAUUCUUCCGGAACACAGAAGGAGACGAAGCCUACAAAAUCUGGAUCUGAUACUGGUGGAUCCAAUACACCAACUAGUGAUCCUCAUCAUUGGAGCAAAGAUGAGAAGUACGAUGCUGAUAAUUUAUUGGAUAUCAACUACAAGAAACAUUUAACCAGACAUGCUAAUAAAGUGUUACUGCGCGUCCGAAUGUUAUACUAUAUAAGGCACGAAGUUCUCGGAGACUUGGUGACGCAGAUUCAUGAAGGUGCCAGCGCGAGCGAUCUUCCAAUUCGCCCGCCGCCGACGCCCGAUCAGCUGCCGUGCUCAUGGUGGAAUCCAAAUUGUUGCGAUCGCAGCCUUUUAGUCGGCACAUAUAAACAUGGCUGCGAAAACUACCGUGUGAUGCGAGCGGAUCCUAUGCUUUGCUUCCAGACUCACUGUGGUCCCGGCGAUGGAGCCGUUGAGGAAACAACGAUUGUCAAAGAAACCGAUGACGAUGCCAACUCUAAGCAAGGUGAUAACGAGGACGAUCCAGAAGAUGGCCCAUCGGAGGCUCGCUCCUCAUCCGCUGGCGUCGAAUCAAAAGAUGAUGAUGAAGAAUCCACAGCUGGUACGACGCCCAGUGCCGCACCAACACCGGCGCCAUCAGAGACAAACCCCGAGCUAAUUUGGCCCACCAUGCAAGAUUUGAAUACACGUUUGCGGCGGGUGAUCACAUCCUACCAGCGCAACUACAAAAAAGAAGAGUUGAAGCAGCAACAGAAAGCGAAGCUUCAGGCAAUCGUUCCAUCGGUAUCGGCCAUGGGUGGCCAAACAUCCUCUUCACCAUCAACUCAAUCCUCCACACAAGGACCUUUACUAAGCGGUAGCCUAGUAUCACAACAUCAGCAAUCUCAAUCUGGUGCUCUGACAGCGCAACAGUUAAGCCAGCAACAGCAGCAAAGCCUGAUGUCAGGGCAUGGCAGCAUGGGUAAUGCGUCUACGUCAUAUGCCGGCACUAGUGGACUAAGUAAGAGCCAACAGCAGCAAGUAUCGAGUGGAGUUGCCCCAACUGGUGGCAUGCCAACGGCUGCCGACUUCAGUCUCAUGCUAAGUCUGGGAUUGGGUCUAAAUCCGGCCGAUGCUUCGCAGUUGGCCAAUCUCGAUUUACAGAAGUUGGCCAUGUACUUGAAAAUGGAGCGUCGAGAAAAAACCGAGCAGGUUAUGCGCGAACGGGAACGCUUGCGCCUGGAGCAGAUACCGAAAAAGUGGACCCGACGUGAAGAGAACGAGUUUAUUCGAGUUCUCACUGGAUAUGGAAUUGAUCUUCUAUCCAACACAGCAGUUCCGACCCCUGACUGGUCAAGAUUCAAAGCUUUCGCUAAGUUAGACAAAAAGUCAGACGAAAAUUUGAGUGACUUCUACAAGGUAUUCAUCGCAAUGUGUAAACGCCAGGCCGGCGUUAAACUGAACGAGGACGAAAAGAACCUGGAAGGACUUGUGGAUGAUGUAACCGAGGAUCAUGCCAAGUUGAUUCUGGAUCGAUUGGAGUUGCUCUCGAAGGCACGUGAAAUUAUUAAACAUCCGAAGUUGGACGAGAACAUUAAGCUGUGUGAAAACAAUCUGGACACACCAGAUUGGUGGAUCUCGGGUAAACACGAUCGGGAACUUUUACGAGCGGUGCUGAAGUACGGCAUAUAUCGGUCUGAACAGCUGAUUCUGGCGGAUCCGGAGUUUCCAUUUUAUGAAUCAGCGAAAAAAUACCUGCAGCAUCUGGAAAUGCAGAUUCAGUUGCAAAAUCAGCAACUUAUGAAAAUGCAAGCUGCUAAAGAGGAAGCGUCCGAAAAGUCGGAAAUGUCUGUUAAGUUGGAAAAAGGCGAUGGUUCGUUGAAAAUCGAAAAGCUACCAAUAAAGAAAGAAUCAUCGACAGUGGAUGAAGUUGCACAGAACCAAAAAGCCCUCGAUGAAGAUGGCGAAGCCAUUGAAAAAGAGCAAGCAGUGAAACAGGAAAGUGUCAAAUCAGAAACGGAAGAAGCGAAGGUUGAAGUAGAAAAACCUGAUGAACGCAAUUCUGAUGUCAAAACUGAAAGCAAUGAGGAUGAAGCAGAGGAAGCCAUGAAGGACGAUGACAAAACCAAGGAAGAGAAUGAUCCAAACACGGCCGCGGCUUCGACCAAUACGAAAACAGAGACAGAUAAAGGAUCGUCUGCGCUCGACGUAGUUCGAAAAACCGAGAAUGAUACUGUGGAAUCAAUGGAGGUUGAUGAUGAGAAGAAAUGCGAAAAAGAAGACAUGGAUUCUGAUCCCAAGGAUCAAGAAAAAGAAUCUGAUCCCAAGGAUACAUCAAGCGAAAAAGAUGUCACCGAAACAGGCGAAAAAUCGGCACCAAUCACCGAUUCUGUGGAAGCAACUGAAAAGCCAGAAUCUUCCAGUGAAGCACAAAAAGAAGAAUCUGAAGCAGGUAAAUCUGAAAUGGAGCGAGAAUCCUCCCCAGAUGUGAUCAUUUUGGAUGAACAGAAAAUUACUGAAGUAAAGCCAAAGGUUUUGAGUGAAGAAGAAAAGUGUUCCAAACAAGCAGCAGAAUUGAAAGCACGUUUUCCUGAUCUGGAGGUAUUCCAACCGCUGAUGAAAUUGAAGCAACUGGACAAUAGCGUUUCCAAAGAGGAUUUUAAGAAUAUCAGCAAAUUUGCAACUAUGAUCGAUACAUCGAUGAUAGUUAAGUGGUUCCGUGAUUUCGCUUUGGAGCGACGGGUCGGUCAUAUCAUAUAUUGCAUUGAGCAUAGUGAAUGGCCCGUAGGAAAGUCAUACUCCGCUUACACAGGUUGUCUGGGAAUUGACCUAGACAUCCCCUUGCACGAAACGAUCAAGAGAAUCAUUCCGUUGGACGGAGAUCCAAGACGAUCAACUUCGAGCACACCGGAUGUGAUAACAAUCACUACUGACCAUGCUGGAGCGAAACAAAUAAGCCAAGCAGCAUUGUCCGCACAAUCGGCAGCCGCUGCAGCGCAGGCUGCCCUGUCCGCUGUUGGUCUCGGGGGUAGUGGUAGCGGGUCCGGGGUCGGCGGUCCUCAGGGCAUGAGUCAGAGUCAGAUAGCAGCUGCAGCUGCUGCGGCCGCUGCUGCAGCCGCCGGUGUUUCGCUCUCGUCAAGUAAGAAACGAAAGAGACACAUUGCUAUUGAUGUUGAAACUGAAAGGGCCAAAUUGCAUGCUUUGUUGAAUAAUACUCAAAGUCCAGUGUCAACGUCAAGCCCAAAAGCACAGCCACCUCCAUUGCAAUCGUCCGGUGGUCUUUCCUGGAAUGACGAUGAAAUUGUUGACGCCCGUCGUGGUAGCUCUGCUUCCAGCGGUUCGAAUGUAUUGCAACCACCACCCGCUCACCAGCAUGGCCCCAGGAAUCAAAUGUCAUAUUCAAAACCGACUCUGAUUCCUGGAACUUCCAGUACUUUGACACCAAUUGAUUUAUCUUCCAGUUAUGCACUUCCGAAGGUGAAUAUGGCGGACAUAUUAAAAAGUCCUAUGGAUUUGAGUGAAGUGCAAGACUUCUCAAUCAGCAAGAAAAAGGGUAUGGAUGGAAGCGGCGGUGUCCGUGGAUUAUCAUCUACCAGUAUUAGUAUCACAAACGCUGGAGGUGGCAGUUCAUCCAUGCCCUCACCUUCAGCAGCGGUUGCAGCGGCAGCUGCCGCGGGCAAAGGCAAACUUAAUGAUAUGCUGUCGAAAUUGAUGAAAAAGAAUAACGUCAGUGUUCCAAUAGAGGAACCUCCGCUUGGUAAAGAGAAAAAACGACGUAAAUUGGACGAAAUUGUGUUAGGUUUAUCGGCUGCCAAAGAACAGAAGUCGAUAUUUGGAGAUCCAACACCUCCGGGUGGAAGCUUCUCUGGCAGUUCCAUGAAAAAGCCGCAAAUUCCGCCAAGUGUGUCUGUUACUCCAGCUAGUGCUCCAUCAUCAGUAAGCCAACAACCUCCACAGAAACCGUUUACCAUCACAGUCACUAGUGUUCCGGGAACAUCUAAAAGCGGAAGUGGUGGUCAAGGCUCUUCAAGCUCCAGUUCCAGCAGUGGGCUAGCAGCAUUGCAGAACAUGUCAGGUAUGGGUGCUUUAUCCUCGAAAGACAGUUUAAGUGCUCUGUUCGCUCAGGCAGAACAGGCGGCCUAUUUGAAACAACAACAAAAAAUGAUUCAAACGCUUCCGGCUAAUUCACCACAACGGAAAGCUUAUGAGGCAAUGUUGGCUGAUAUGAAGCAAGCCGCAGAACUAAGCUCUAAGCUAGGCCAGUAUGGUUCUUCGCACGAAGCUAAGGUCAAUAAGUGGCUAGCAGAACAAACGGCAGCUUUGACCGAGCACGCUAUGAGCUUAGAUUAUCUUACCCGAUCUUCAAGACGAUCAUCUUCUUCAACUUCGCAAUCUCAAGCAACGACGCCGACUUCUUCGAGAUCGACUCGAAAUUCUAACAGUCUCCAGCAACAACAACAAGCACAUCACCAUGCACAACAAUUGCAGCAGCAACAGCAGCAGCAUCAGCAACAGCAACAACAACAGCAGCAACAGGCAGAUAGUAAAUCAGCUGCCUUCAAUUGGAAUAAUUUAACUGGUGAAGAAUACGUAUCUGUUAUCAACAAAAUUAAUGGUAAAAGAUUGACUGGAAACAAAGCCCCUCAACUAAAGCGGCUAACCCAAUGGUUGGCGGAUAAUCCAGCAUAUGAGAUCGAUCCAAAAUGGGCCGAGUCAAUAACACUGCCGGGGUCAUCAAAGUCGUCACAAUCGGACUCGGGAAGUCCAUCAGCUGCCGCCAAGCAAAUGCGUGCAUCGGCUUCCGCAUCGUCGUCAAUGGGGGCCCAAGGUAGUCAAUAUGGAAGCAGCGCUAGUAGUGGUAGCCAGCAGCAAUCUAGUGCAUCAUCGUCAAAGAAGCACAGCAGUAGUAAUGCAGCCAACAUGCAAUUUCCUGGUCUUGCAGGACUCAAUCCGAAUUUACUAUCCAGUCUCUCCGGUUUGGGUAACUUCGACCCGAAAACUAACCCACUGCUAAUGCCGUUCGGCGGAAUGCCUAGCCUGGCUGGUCUUGGUGGAUUGGGUAAUUUGAACAACAUGAGCUUAUUUGCCAGUUUGGCUGGUUUGCCUGGUUUAUCUGGUAUGGAUGCACAAGGUCUAGCAGCUAUGAUGGCGGCGGCCGGAAUAGAUCCUACAGCAGCUUUAGCUGCAGCGACAGGUGGUACUCCAACGAAGGGUAGCGGUAAUGCAAGCAAAUCGCGUAAAUCGGUGAAUGAUGCUGGCACUAGUAGUUCAUCUAGCUCCCAGCAGAGUUCUAGCAAGAACUCAAACCAACAACAAGCUGCAGCCGCAGCAGCAGCGGCUGCAGCGGCUAAUAGCCAGUUUCCAUUUUUCUUCCCCAAUCCAAGCUUGCUGUACACACCGCUUGGGUUAGGAGGAUUAAAUCCAUAUGGAAUGCCUGGAGCCGGAAGAUUGGGAACAAGUGGAGCCUCAACGAGUACUUCAUCAUCUACAACAACGUCACGACAAUCUCAAUCAAAACAAAGCAGUUCUCGAGGAAUGGGCGGAGGCAGCCAGCAAUCUGCUUCUUCGCCAAGCAGUAAAUCAAGCAGAAGCUCUAGCCUAACAAGUCAACAGGCAGCAGCACAGCAGGCUGCUCUGGAAGCGGCACAGUUACAACAACUUUUGCUACCACAUGAUAAACAUAUGUUGGAUUCGUUAACUCGUUCGGCCGGCAUGGAUAUCACGCAAAGUUUAAGAGGAAGCAGUUCUAGUUCUUCCGAUAAGCGUGCACGGGAAAGUGCAGCUGCCCAACAAGCAAACAAACAGGCAUUUGAGAAGAUCGAACGCGAAAGGAGAAAGCUGUUGGAACAACUUCAGCAAGGAGCGUUUCCUUCGGAACUAGCGGCAAUCCAAGCAUUUACCACUGGAAAAAUGCCAGGAAUGUCAUCUUCAUCAUCGUCUGGGCAUGGUUCGUCAUCAAAAAGCAGCAGUAGCAGUAGUGCCGCUGCCACGGCCGCUGCGAACGCGUCAGCAGCAGCGGCGGCGGCGGCUGCUGCCAUGAGUGCAAAAGAUCUGCAAUUACCACUGCCUCCGGAAUUUAGUCAGGCAUUGCUAGCCGAAAUGACUGCCCACGCGUUAUCAGCAAAUGCGGCAGCUGCAGGUACUGGAUCAUCAUCAUCACCUUCCUCUGCUUCUAAAAAAUCGCGCGAACAAGAGCUGAAGGAGGCAUUUGAUCAGUUGAGCAAAAAUCCAAUAGAACUACUAGCUAGAAGUUUGGGUGUCGGUCCUGCAAUCUCGCUAAUUCCGACUUCCUCAUCAUCAACGUCCUCGACACCUGAUUCGAAGAGAACCUCAUCCUCGUCUCGACAUGACCUUCAGCAACAGCAAGCGCAACAGUUACAACAUCAUCUGUCGAAAUUAGAUCCAAAAACAUUAAUGCUGGGUGCCACAUCACAGGAGGAAAUGAAGAGUCCUCGAACGAGGUCUUCGACAGAUUCUCUGGCCAGCUUGGAUAAGGUCACGUUGACACCAGUGGCAGCAUCAAGCAUAGCAGCGUCACUGCCAUCGCAAACAACAAUUUCUUUAGCAUCGCCUAUCGGAAUGCCUGGUGCUUCUUCUAGUGGAUCGUUGAAUCUCAGUGCUAAAAGUCCUGCUGCAUUAUCCACGUCUUCGACAAGUAGCAUGGGAGACCGUGAAAAGGAUCGCGAACGAGAGCGGGAUCGUAGCGAACGGACGGAACGAGCCGAACGGUUGGAGCGUGCUGAACGUGCAGAUAGAAGUGAAAGAAGUCUAAGAUCGACAGAUGUAGCAGCGGAUUUGAGCCGUGGCUCAAUGACCUCUGUUUCUGCAACAGUGACAUCGACUACGGUAUCGUCUGUUGUUCCUCAAAAUCUCUCAACUGCAACGGGAAGUUCGUCCAGUUCAACAACACCGUCUGCAUCGGUGACUGUCGUAGACACCGCCCAUAACCAAGAGAUGGACCUGGAGGAUCUGAUUGCCCCCUCUAAGCUGUCCAAGUCAGGCAACGUUUUGAGCGAUGAAGAUGAUCCGCAGAAACAGAUCAUGCUUUUGAAACAAAAACAAAAGCUACUACAGCAAGAACAGAUGAAAAAAUUGCAGGAAGCCCAAGAAGUGCAACGUUUGCUGGAACAACAGCGAAUAGCGGAGCAGAAGAAAUUAAUAGAAGAACAACAACAGCAACAGUUAGAACACGAGCAAGAGCAGGCACACGCUCGCGAGCUUCGGCAUAAACGGCGUCGAGAACGAGAAGAAUCCGAGCGUGUAAUGAAACGGCAAGAACUGGAAAAGGUUGCACCCGAACAGGCGGACGAGUUCGUACAUCAUGCAACUGCCGCGCAGCAGGAAGAUUCUACCGUUUCGACAGAACGUGCACAGGAUGCGGCUGAGGAGUCUCAACACCACGAACAUAACAUGUCCCAAAUGAGCACAGACCAACAAGAUCAACAUCAGCAGAUGGAAGACCUCGAAAGGCACGAACGGCGCGCCUCGAGACGAGGUCAUCACAGCACUGGUGAACAGCAAUCUCAACUUCAUUCGCAAGAAGAAUCGAGUAAAUCAGAUUUAGAAAAAACUCCCGACUCGGCAUCAUCGUCAGCGGCACCGACGCGAAAGUCAACUCGUUCCAGCACUGACGCAGCCAAUUCGUCGGGUGGAGAAUCAAGCAGCGCACCGCCGACUACUCCCUCCACGGGUGGUGGUGGACGGCGGACAACCCGAUCGAAACGACGCCGCAGCGGGGACGAUUUGGAUUCAUCCGCGGCACUGGGAGUACCGGAGAGGAAAAGAGAAUUACGGUCCAGCGCUGGCCGACAGGCGGCAGCAGCAGCGGCUCGAAUGGCUGCGGAAGCAAAGGCUGCUGCAGCUGCGGCGGCUGCUGCCGCUCAGUCCGAAGGUUCUUUGAAUCUGUCCAAAGAUCAGGAACAGAGUGCAGAACAGCGUGACGAGCAGCAACCAAUUUGACUAAAAAUGAGUAAAUGACGCUUAUAAUUUUAGGUUGAAAGUUAAUAUUUUGUUCACGUAUUUCGUAUAGGCAGUUUUAGGCGGUUGAUAUUAAGAAAGCUAUUGAAAUACGAAGCCGUAAGGCUGAUCAAGAAAUACAAACAAAAGGCACGUACAGACAAAAUUAAAAACAUGAAAACAAUGACGUGGAAUCAAAUGCUUUUGAAAUUAAGGAAGCUGUAGAGAAAAACUGCUUUUGAGGAUGAUCUGAUGUUGCAAUUGCUGUUAACAUCGGUGGGGGAUUAUUUUCAAGACCGGCCAUUUUUCUUUCUCUUGCUGAACUAAGUAAGCAAACAGCAACUUCAUCAAUUUCAAAACCGUUAGCUUCUCAGAGAAACAAAAAAAAACAA
Wyeomyia smithii (pitcher-plant mosquito) is the source of this 17927-nucleotide messenger RNA. RefSeq lists its product as uncharacterized. Bases 808 to 17538 code for a protein of 5576 amino acids. Gene Ontology annotation, cellular component: chromatin; nucleus. Gene Ontology annotation, biological process: regulation of gene expression; chromatin remodeling. Lineage: Eukaryota; Metazoa; Arthropoda; Insecta; Diptera; Culicidae. Gene Ontology annotation, molecular function: ATP hydrolysis activity; ATP binding; chromatin binding. The transcript is spliced from 18 exons. The record is from RefSeq and is a predicted model, not a curated record.